Messenger RNA from Didymodactylos carnosus, 828 nucleotides. NCBI's taxonomy places the organism in Eukaryota, Metazoa, Rotifera, Eurotatoria, Philodinida, Philodinidae. The record is from the annotation of a GenBank genome assembly.
AUGGUUGAUUGUAUAUACUAUUUACUAUUUCCAGAUAGUCGAAAGAUAUCUUAUUACCAGUUAAUUAUUCAAGAUAUUUUUCGACAAUUAUUACACGUCAACGCUCUUUCAACAUUAUACCAGCAAACGUUAUUUGAAUAUUUAAAACUGUUCAACAAUCGAAAUUUAUCGGAUAAUGAUAAAACAGAUGUUAAUCCAAAUCGAAUUCGCACAGACAGCAAUAAACCGUCUUCAAGUACAACACAAAAUAGCGAGCUAACAGCAACAAUUUCAACAACUAUGCUGAGUCGAUCGUCGUUCCAGUCGAGAUCCGAUGAAGCUUCAUCAAUUCAACAUACACGAGAUAAUGGGGGUAACAACAACACAGUAUCUCUCGUAUGGUUAGUUAAUGAUAUGGAAAUGAGCCAAGUUGGAAAUAGAAUACAAGAUAAAUUUAACGAACGAAGUAUGUUCUUCGAUGAUAAAAACAAUUGUUUCGAAUAUAUUCAAUCUAACACAAACACAGCCAUCUUUCUGAUUACAUGCGGUGAACACGCUAGAGACUUAAUUGUCGGUGUUCAUGAUUUAUCACAAAUACAUUCAUUAUAUAUUUAUUGUGAUAACAAUGCUGUUCAAUCGUUCAAAUUAUGGUCUGAACCUUACUCAAAAGUAGAGGGUGCUUUCAGUGUCGAAGAACGUCUGCUGUACAAAUUGGCACUUGAUUUAGCAUUAUGUUAUACAAAAAAAGCUGCUGAUUAUAAACAAUCAGGUGAUAAUGAUUUAGCUAAUAUAAAUUAUUGUCGGUCACAGAAUAUAUAUGAAAAUAUGCUUAAGCAUUUAAACAGAUAA